This is a messenger RNA of Diatraea saccharalis (sugarcane borer), 554 nucleotides long. NCBI's taxonomy places the organism in Eukaryota, Metazoa, Arthropoda, Insecta, Lepidoptera, Crambidae. The record is from the annotation of a GenBank genome assembly.
AGUAAGUUUAGGUAAAGCUGGAAUAUAUCUUUAUAAUUUUCAGAUGAAACUGUUUGUUCUAUUGUCGGUGUUGUUAGUGUCGGCUCUGGUUGCCGCUAACCCUGUCUCAGUACAAGACGCGCAAACUAGAGAGGACAGAGUUGUACAGUCCGGCUAUUUCAAUGGAUGGUUUUCAAGAACCAUAAGGUUGGGUAUUCAGGAAGACUACGUCAUCACAGCAUUCACUAUCACACGGACAGCUGGAGUAGCGACAUGGGCACUGAUGGAUGGUGGGAUCGGUGCCAAUUUCAUGUCUAUCUAUGUAAUGCAACCUCUUGUCUUUCCAUUGCCGCCAAGUUACAAGUUUGAUUUUGAGAUUCGAGGGCAGCCACAAUCGUCUUCCUUAUAACAGGGUCUGAUCUUCUUCAUGACAGUGAUAUAGAAAAAAUUAAAUAAUUUGUUAUAAUAAUAAUAUAUAUAAUUUGAUUCUAUUUACUUGUAAACACUAAUCGUUUUGGCUUUUGUAUUAUUGUCACUGUGUCAGUUGAAAAAUAAGUUUUAUCUCUUUUCUCUGU